This is a messenger RNA of Solanum stenotomum, 2502 nucleotides long. RefSeq lists its product as uncharacterized. The transcript is spliced from 4 exons. The record is from RefSeq and is a predicted model, not a curated record. NCBI's taxonomy places the organism in Eukaryota, Viridiplantae, Streptophyta, Magnoliopsida, Solanales, Solanaceae. Bases 1 to 2502 code for a protein of 833 amino acids.
AUGCGGUGGCAUCAUGAAGAGCAAACCAACGAUGGGGUUCUACAACAUCCUGCAGAUUCCAAAGCUUGGAAAAGUUUUGAUAGUAAGUAUCCUGACUUUGCUAGAGAUCCUCGCAAUGUUCGCUUGGGAUUAGCUUCUGAUGGGUGUAAUCCAUUUGGCACUAUGCGAACUGUUCAUAGUACUUGGCCAGUUAUUUUAAUGCCAUAUAACCUUCCACCAUGGAUGUGCAUGAAAGAAGAGUUCUUUAUUCUUUCCUUACUUAUUCCUGGACCAAAAUCACCUGGCAAUAAUAUUGAUGUCUUUUUGCAACCAUUAAUAGAGGAGUUAAAUGAAUUAUGGAGUGUCGGGGCAGAAACAUACGAUGCGUCUACAAAGGAUACAUUUCAAAUGAGAGCAGCUCUCAUGUGGACUAUGAAUGAUUUUCCAGCAUAUGGUACUCUAUCUGGAUGGAGUACUUCUGGUCGGUUUGCAUGCCCUUGUUGCAACAUACGCACUCAAUUUAAAUGGCUCAAACAUGGCAAGAAAUAUUGUUUUAUGGGACAUCGACGUUUCUUGAAGUCUGGACACAAAUAUCGAAAUGAUGCAAAAUCAUUUGAUGGGGCUAAAGAAACAAGACCAGCACCUUGCGCAAUUUCUGGCUUACAAGUGCUGGUUCAAGUUAAAGAUAUAAAGUUUACUCUAGGCAAGUCAAGUGAAGAGGUAAGUGGGGUGAUGAAAAAUACAUGGAAAAAGAGGAGCAUAUUUUUUUAUCUUCCUUAUUGGGAGUAUAACUUGGUGCCCCAUAAUAUUGAUGCAAUGCACAUAGAGAAAAAUGUUUGUGAUAACAUAAUAUAUACACUACUGGGUCUGGGUAAAAAGUCAAAAGACAAUAUAGAAGCACGAUUGGACUUGAAGGAGAUGAAAAUAAGACCAAGCUUAUGGCCGCAAUAUCAAGCUAGUGGGAGAGCAUAUCUUCCACCUACUCAUUUCACUAUCUCUUCAAAUGAAAAAGAGAUGUUUUAUGAAGUACUACAAAAUGCCAAUUUUCCACAUGGCUAUGCCUCUAAUAUCUCACGUUGGAUUCGCAAGCGAAAGAUAUCUGGACUAAAAACUCAUGAUUGUCAUGUUAUAAUGCAAGAACUUCUUCCUCUUGCCUUGCGAAGAUCAACAAAUAAAAGAGUUAAAUCUGUUUUAAUUGAACUAUGCACAUUCUUUCGUGUUUUAUGUAGCAAAGUUUUAAAACUAGAAGAGUUAAAAUUACUUGAAGAAAAAAUUCCAGAAACGUUAUCCAAUAUGGAAAAACUCUUUCCCCCAGGAUUCUUUACUAUUAUGGUACACUUGGUUACUCACUUCGCAACUGAGGCAAAACUUGCCGGUCCAGUAUAUUAUCAUUGGAUGUACCCAAUUGAGAGGUACUUGGGUACUUUAAAAUCAUAUGUUUGUAAUCGUGCAUGUCCUGAAGGUUCAAUAGCAGAAGUAUACAUAGCAAAUGAAUGUUUGGCAUUUUCCUCACAAUAUUUGGAGGGUGGAGAUUCAAAGUCUUAUUGUUCAAGAAGAUACAGUGAUGAGAUUGAGCAUGAGACUAGUAAUGACGGAUGUCUUUUUCCUACUAUUGGAGAGUCAUACGGUGGAGUAGAUGUAUAUGAAAUAGAUGAGAAAACACUGUUAGAACAUAUUGCUGAAAUCAAGAGAUCACAUCGUAAGCGUCGUUUGACACAACAUCAAAUUGAUCGUAUACAUUUCGAUACAUUUAGUGAGUGGUUCAAGGAGAAAGUAAAAGAGUUGGAGGUCACAUAUGAUAUCUUAAAGAAUAUUAAAGUUCUUGCAAAAGGGCCGAGUUGCAUUGCAAAAAGAUUUAAUGCUUAUGAUUUAUAUAACGGGUAUAGGUUUAGAACAAAGCAAAGUGAAGAGUACCUAGAAACACAAAAUAGUGGUGUUAUGGUCAUUUCAAAAACCGAAAGUUAUGCAAGUUCAUGCGACAAUGCUCCAAAGUCUGCAAAUAUUUCAUAUUAUGGUAGAUUGACUAAAAUUGUGGAGUUAAACUACUAUGAAGAAUUUAAGGGUGUCUUAUUUAAGUGUGAUUGGGUUGAUGUAACCAAAGGUAGAGGAGUUAUGGAAGAUGACUUGGGUUUCAUAGUUGAGAAUUUUUCACGCUUGGUUGAUUCUAGUGACCGAGACCGUCAUGAACCCUUUAUUUUUGCAGAACAAGCUCAAAAAGUAAUAUUUGUACAAGAUCCUCAUAAUCAUGAAUGGUUUGUCCCUAGGUUAAUUAGACCUAGAGAUGUUUUUGAUAUGGGAGAGGAAAAUAGUGUGCAACUCGAGUCAUCAAUGCAGAGUGAUUCUACUGACUUGGCUAUCUUAGAAAAUUCCCAUGUUUCAGAGUUUGAGAAUAAUGAUUGGGUAAGGAGUAGAGUCGAUGGGAUAGUAAUUGAUAUGGAAGUCCAUACUCAAGCUUCUCCAAAUAACGGUGAAGCUAAUCUCGAGGGAGGAAAUGAUAUUGAAAAUGAAAGUGAUCCUGAAUGA